CCCACCCAGUGAUCCCCAUUCACUCCAAAUCCCCUGCCACCACCCCCAAGCCCCUACCGCCGCCAGCCUCUUCCUCCCCAGCCCUGAUUCCGAAAACUCUGUCCCUGUGAGAAUCCGGCUCUUCACGCAAGCCAUUUUCUAACUUUGUCACGAAUAGAAAAAAGGAGAGAACAACGCGAAAAGUGGAGAUAGGAGCAAACCGGAUAAGUGUUCUAUUGCCCCGAUUGUUGGCCCGCGGCGGGGUGCAAAAAGGGCAGGCCGAAAAAAGACCAUAAGAUGUGGAUCUGGUACAUCUUGCUUAGUUCGGGGACGGGCUCAAGCUCGGUUGAGAGCCAGCUCCUUCCGGGGAACAACUUCACCACCGAGUGUAACAUCCCAGGGAACUUCAUGUGUGGGGACGGGAAGUGUGUCCCAGGCGGGUGGCAGUGUGACGGACUGCCCGACUGCUUCGACAAGAGCGACGAGAAAGGCUGCCCCAAGAUAAAGUCCAAGUGUGCUCCGACAUUUUUCGCCUGUGCCAACGGGAUCCACUGUAUCAUCGGGCGCUUCCGCUGUAACGGCUUCAGUGACUGUCCUGACGGGAGCGACGAGGAGAACUGCACAGGUAACCCGCUGGUGUGCUUGGAGGCCCGCUUCAAGUGUCGUAACGGGCGCUGUGUGGACCGUAGCUUCCUGUGUAAUGGACAAGACAACUGUCAGGACAACAGCGAUGAGGAACACUGCCUCACCACCGCAGAGGCUCCAGGUCAGGACUUUGUAACCCUGGACUACCGGCUGCGUUACUACCCCAGCAUCACCUACGCGGUCAUCGGCAGCGCUGUCAUCUUCGUCCUGGUGGUGGCGCUGUUGGCCUUGGUCCUGCACCAUCAGAGGAAGCGCAGCGUGCUGCUGCCCCGUGGGGUCCGGGGGUCCUCCCACCACCACCACCACCACCAGCCCCUGUUGCUAUCCCGCCUGGUCAUCCUAGACCGGGGACAUGUCCACCCGGCUGGCCCUGGCCUCUCCCCCACCUCCCCGUCUGCUGCGGCCCAGUACCCUGCAGGUCCCCCAGGGCUACAGCUGCUGUCUGGGGCCCUCUACCCAGCUGGCAUGCCCAUGGACUCACCACCUUCCUACUCCCAGGCUGUACUGGAUGUCAGCCGGCCUCCGUGGUUCGACCUCCCCCCGCCUCCCUACCUCCCAGACGGGGAGGAGCUGCCGUCAGAAGGUGAGCUGCCCCAGUACGAAGCCCCCACAGUGCCCUCCACUCAGCCCAAUACAUGCCCAUCUGAGCCCCCUACACCCAGAACUGUGGCCCCAGGCUUGUCCCGGCCUAGCCUCAGCUCCAGCUCCAGAGAGGAGUCGGACCAGCUGUAGUCCUCUGGUUACUGCAUCUACGUAGGACUACAGUACCCAGCCUCAGCGCUGUGGAUGGCUGAAGAGAGAAGAGCUGUGCGAUAUGUUAAGGCUCAAAGCACUGUCCUGCCUGCUGUGGGAAUGAGAGACAAGGCACUAUUCUACCUAUAGCUACAACUGACUGACUUACUGAGACACUUGGAAUCAUUACUCUUGUACGUUGGCGCCCUCUGCUGGAAAUGUAUCUACAUAUCCCUGACUGGGCUAACUACUCAUUCAAUCAAUCAGUCAAUCAUCAGUCAAUUGCAUUUAAUCUGUGGCUAUAUAGUGCUUUUUACAAAUUAAUUUCCCACAGUCUGCUUAACAGAAACCAGAGCCUAAACUUCUAAAGACUGAGAAAAACUUCCUCAGCCUCCCAACACUAUUCAUCUCCUGUUGGACUGGUGAAGACCAGUUGGGUGGUUGGGCGGAGAUCCUUUAGCUUGGAUUAAAUUGACUGGAUAGAUGGUCAACCUGUGUAGUACAGUCAUGCAUUAACAAUGAAGUAGGAGUCGCACUAACUAACAGUAUUUGUGGUACUCAUAAUGGGUCAAAUGUCACAUGGUGUUACAGUGGCAGAUGUAUAUGUUGUUUAAGAAUAGUGAAAAAGGCACAGUGUCAUAUCUGUAAUGUUACAGUUUAGCACAUUAGGACAACCAGCUAGCCACAGAAGCUCUUGGGUAGUGGACAUACUGCACUUCCCUCCCAUCCAUAUUGCAUGAUGCUGGUUCUCUUCAAUCUCUAUUCUCAUUGGCCAUCUCUUUCAUUUCAUAGGAAUAACUGGAAUCAUAUUUCUCUGUUAUAGAGCACUUGUGGUGAUUGUUGGGUAUGCACGUAACUUAUGUUUUGGCAGGAACUCAAAUGGAAGUAUUAUUUGAGGAUGAGAACAUGUGGAUGAAAAUUCUCUGACUGAGUAAGGUCCCAAAGUGAGGUUGUUUAUUUUGGUAUUUUGUUUAUUCUGUGCCUUUUCAAAGCACUAAAAUAUAAGUUAACUUUAUGUCCACUCAGGGUCUAGUUUGACAGCUGUUCAUUGAGAUCUUGUUCUACUGCCCAUGAUAACAGUGCAAAUUGCUUUAUUUUGAUAUAUCUCCUCAGACACUUUGGCAGAGAGGAGCAGAAUGUUCAGACUGCACUUCAUGUCUGACUAGUGUUUUUAUGUUGAUGAAUGUUACACUCUGCUGCCUGAGAGCACAGGACAAACAUUUUGUCAGGGAAGAGAUAAAGAGGAAGUGCAGAAAUGAUGUGGACUGGAGCAGAGACCCUUCCACUCGGUGCCUUGGAACACAAGUGUGUACAUUUAAAUAAGCCUACAUUUUAAUUUAAAUCCUCAAGUAAAAACAAAUCUCAAUUGCAUACAAGCAUUUUUGUUGAACAAUGUCUAUUUUCAAAACGAGGCUCACAACACACAGAACUAUGUGGCUGCUUGCAAAACAGUAAAUACACAAAUACAUUCAGCAAGGCUAAAUGAGACAGAAAUUGCAAAUUCAUCAAAAGAAGACGACUUACUGCAAAAACAUCAACACAAACAUACAGUGUAUUGGGGUAUUGUGUGUAGGGGAAAAAAUAAUUUCAUCCAUUUUAGAAUAAGGCUGUAACAUAACAAAAUGUGGAAAAAGUCAAGGGGUCUGAAUACUUUCCCGAAUGCACUGUACAUAUAGCUGACAAAACAGAAAGUUAUUCUGUCUUUUAAAAACACCAGUUGGUCAAUAGAUUUUCUUUGCAGUCACUACUACAUCAUGAUGAUCGAAACAGGAAAUACAACUAUCAAAGGGUGCAGAACUAUGGACAAUUACUCUCCUUUUAUGCAUACUUUACCAAACUAUUUCAUACACAUCAAAUCAAGUAUUAUUCCUGAUCAAAAAGAACAUGGAAAACAAAGCACAUGGUUUGCAGAAUUCAUUCACUGGUAUCAUCACAAUCCAAUUCCAUGUAUUCAAUACAUACGCUGUUCUGCUCAUAGGUUUGUAGAUGUUCCAUUGGCAAGCAGACACACAAUCCCCAAUAGAUAUAAGGACAGGUGAAUACAGUGGAGGAAAACAACUGAAUUUAUAGGCCUCAAUCCUCACCAAACCAAAGGUGUGUAAUAUUGGAGAUGGCUUGUCUCAUGAGUACUUGGAAGGAACUGAACUUCAUUUUCUGCAUCUCUGCAUGUUGUAAACAAUCAUAAAACUUAGGCUGUCCGCAUUGCGUAGAUCUUUCUCUAUACUGUACCGGAUUUACUAUGAAUAAAACCAUUGUCUAUUUUG
Salvelinus namaycush (lake trout) is the source of this 3620-nucleotide messenger RNA. RefSeq names its product low density lipoprotein receptor class A domain containing 3 (gene ldlrad3). Lineage: Eukaryota; Metazoa; Chordata; Actinopteri; Salmoniformes; Salmonidae. Gene Ontology annotation, biological process: receptor-mediated endocytosis. The coding region runs from base 277 to 1356 and encodes 359 amino acids. The transcript is spliced from 6 exons. The record is from RefSeq and is a predicted model, not a curated record. Gene Ontology annotation, molecular function: protein binding. Gene Ontology annotation, cellular component: plasma membrane.